This is a messenger RNA of Micropterus salmoides (largemouth bass), 1180 nucleotides long. Its product is annotated as olfactory receptor 51E1-like. Bases 1 to 837 code for a protein of 278 amino acids. The transcript is spliced from 2 exons. Gene Ontology annotation, molecular function: olfactory receptor activity; G protein-coupled receptor activity. Gene Ontology annotation, cellular component: membrane. Gene Ontology annotation, biological process: G protein-coupled receptor signaling pathway. NCBI's taxonomy places the organism in Eukaryota, Metazoa, Chordata, Actinopteri, Centrarchiformes, Centrarchidae. The record is from RefSeq and is a predicted model, not a curated record.
AUGUUCAUAGUAUAUAUUCUUAUACUCUGCUGCAAUUUAACCAUUGUGUGCCUCAUCUGGAUUCACCGAAACCUCCAUGAGCCGAUGUACAUUUUCAUUGCAGCUUUGUUACUGAACUCUCUUCUUUUCAGCACUGCUAUCUACCCAAAGCUUUUGAUUGACUUUUUAUCUGAAAAACAGAUCAUUUCAUAUUCAGCCUGUCUGUUACAGAGUUUUCUGUAUUACUCUUUAAACGGUUCAGAAUUCUUACUGUUGGCAGCCAUGGCCUAUGACCGGUAUGUGUCUAUAUGUAAACCUCUGCAAUAUCAAACUAUCAUGAGGAAAUCAACUGUCACUAUUUUCUUGGUUUUAGCUUGGCUUGUGCCGGCUUGUCAGGAUGUGGUGCCAGUUGUACUAAAUGCUAAUAAAAAACUCUGUAACUUUGUUUUCAAAGGAAUCAUUUGUAACAGCACAGUUUAUAAACUUCACUGUGAGAGUUCAGGAGUGCUGAAUAUAUAUGGCUUGAUUAUUUUUGUAAAUGGUCUCUUUCUCCCUGUGCUCUUCAUACUUUUUACAUACACCAGGAUAUUUAUAAUAACAUAUCACAGCUGCAGAGAAGUCAGGAGAAAAGCUGCACAGACCUGUUUACCCCACCUGAUUGUUUUAAUCAGCUUUUCCUGUUUGAGUGCAUAUGAUGUACUUCUACUGCGACUGGAAACUGAAUUUCCCAAAACUUUACGUUUAAUAAUGACAUUACAAAUACUAAUGUAUCAUCCUCUCUUCAAUCCAAUCAUAUAUGGACUAAAAAUGAAAGAAAUUUAUAAACACCUGAAGAGGUUGUUCUGCAAAAUGGCCUGAUGUUUAUAAAACUAAUAACUGUGGUACACUGACUGUUUUGUGUCAUAAAAAAGGAGAGCUGUGAUUUCUCUGGACAUUGAAAGACAAUGAAUGUAAAAGUCUGUUUCUAAAACACUGAAGCACAGCAUUUUCCACUUCCGCAAUUUACAACGGUUUCAUUAAAAUCACAAGUUGAAUUAUGAAUUUCCAAUAUGUUGUUAGUUAAUUGCAGCUUAACAGAAUCCUGUUACCCAUGACGACAUGAUCAUUGUCUCGAUAUCAGAUGUUGAGUGUAUUGUUAGUUUAUAUGGCCAUAAAAUGUUGUUAACAUGUUACUACUAGUUGUAGUUUUGUCUAUUUAUUA